This is a messenger RNA of Trichomonas vaginalis G3, 1215 nucleotides long. Its product is annotated as proteasome regulatory particle assembly. Lineage: Eukaryota; Parabasalia; Trichomonadida; Trichomonadidae. The record is from RefSeq and is a predicted model, not a curated record. Gene Ontology annotation, cellular component: nucleus; cytoplasm. Gene Ontology annotation, molecular function: protein binding. The transcript has a single exon. The coding region runs from base 1 to 1215 and encodes 404 amino acids.
AUGUAUGAUGAUAUCAGCACAUUCAAAGAAAUAGCUGCUUCUAAAGCACUCGAUAAAAUAAUUAUUUCAAUUCCAUCUUUUUCUUUUUCUGUUAUUGAAGCAGCAGCAUAUUUUGGUUCGGUGAACAUUUUCAAAUUCCUUCGUUCAGAGUUUCAAUUUAAAAUCACACACAAAUGUCCUGAAAUGUCAAUCAUAGGUGGAAACACGGAUAUUAUCAAUGAGUGCAUAAAGUUAGAUCAUUUUAUAUGGUCCAAAAUACGUACUGCUGCGAUUUGUCACAAUAAUGAAUUCCUUGAUUACAUGCUCAAUCAAGAAAAAUUCAAUCCUUCAAAUAUAAAUUCCUACCUUAUCAAAGACACUAUAAUUUCUCACAAUUUAAAACUUCUACUGCAAAUGCACAAGUGUGAUGCAGCUACUGUAAUUCCAUGGUGCACAGCAAUACCUCUGGCCUACACUUAUCUUAAAAAAGAAGAGCUCGAUUUUAGUAAUGUUGAUUACGAUGAUAAAUGCAAUCUUUUCCGUUAUGCAGUCGCUUAUAAUCAGAUUGAUAAUUGCAAGUUUUUAUUAAAUUCUGUUGAAGAUAAACAAUCUAUUUUAAGUUCAAAAGACAAUACGAAACAAACUGCGCUCCAUAUUGCUGCACAAAACAACUAUAAAGAAAUGGUGGAAUUUCUGAUUUCCCAAGGCAUUGAAAUUAAUGCAAUUGAUAAUUUUGGAAAAACUCCUUUACAUCAAGCCGCUUAUUUCAAUUUCAAAGAAAUAGUAAAUAUUCUUGUUUUACAUGGUGCUGAAAUCAACAGAAGAAAUAAUGAAAUGAAAACUCCCCUUCAAAAAGCAGCAGAAAACAAUUCAAUUGGUGCACUAGAAGUAUUACUUUCUCAUGGGGCAAACAUCAAUGAAAAGGACAAUCUUGGAAAAACUGCUCUUCAUUAUAUGAUUGAAUUUAAUAAUCAAAAAAUUGCAGAGAUGCUCAUUUCAAAUAAGGCUGAUAUCAAUGCAAAAGAUAAUGAUGGAUCAACACCUCUUCAUAAUGCUGUUGAAGCGAAUAAUAAAAAGACGGUUGCAUUUCUUAUUUCAAAAGGAGCUAAUAUCAAAAUCAAAAACAAAGAAAAGAAUACUCCACUUGAUCUUUCAAAGGAGUUUGAAAAUAAAGAAAUAAUUAAAAUCCUUUCAUCAGCAGAAAAGAAAGACUCUAAAAAGACGAAAAAGAAAUAG